AAACCCUUUUCAACACACAACUUUCUUUUUUUUCUAAAAAAAAACCUUGCUCUCUAUCGUUGAUCAAAGAAUGGCAACGGAGGAGAAGCAUUUGAAAGUAGAAAUCCUAAGCAAAACUCAUGUGAAGCCUCAAAAGCCACUAGGAAGAAAAGAAUGUCAAUUGGUGACAUUUGAUCUUCCUUACAUAGCCUUCUACUACAACCAAAAGUUGUUGAUCUAUAAAGGUGGAGUGGAGGAGUUUGAGAGCAUUGUGGAGAAAUUGAAAGAUGGGUUGAAGGUUGUAUUGGAAGAGUUUUAUCAAUUGGCCGGAAAGUUAGAUAAAGAUAAUGAUGGAGUGUUUAAGGUGGUGUAUGAUGAUGAUAUGGACGGGGUGGAGGUGGUGACUGCCACCGUAGAAGACGCCGAAACCGCCGAUUUGUUGAAAGAAGAAGGAACCGCAAAGCUCAAGGAGUUGUUACCUUAUAAUGAAGUUUUGAACUUUGAAGGCCUUCAUCGUCCGCUUUUGUCAAUUCAGCUAACAAAGCUCAAAGAUGGGCUUGCAAUGGGCUGCGCGUUCAACCACGCAAUCUUAGACGGUACAUCCACGUGGCACUUCAUGAGUUCAUGGGCCGAAAUUUGCACCGGAUCCAAAUCCAUAUCCAUUCAACCUUUCCUAGACCGGACCCAAGCGCGUAACACGCGCGUGAAGCUCGACCUAACCCCACCGGAGCAACAAAACGGCGACGGAGCAACCGCCACAAAGCCACCACCACUAAAAGAAAAAAUCUUCAAAUUCUCAGAAUCCUCAAUCGACAAAAUCAAAGCUGAAGUCAACGCCAAUCCAGCAAACGAAUCCACCAAACCGUUCUCCACUUUCCAAUCGUUAUCCACACACAUCUGGCACGCGGUUACACGCGCUCGCCAGCUGGCACCGGAGGACUACACUGUGUUCACCGUGUUCGCCGAUUGCCGGAAACGAGUGGAUCCUCCGAUGCCGGAAAGCUACUUCGGUAACCUAAUUCAGGCGAUUUUCACCGUUACCGCUGCCGGACUGUUGCAAGCAAAUCCGCCGGAAUUCGCGGCGGCGUUGAUCCAGAAAGCGAUUGAGUCGCACGAUGCUCAGGCGAUUGAGGCGCGAAACAAGGAGUGGGAGAGUAAUCCGAUCAUAUUUCAGUAUAAGGAUGCCGGUGUGAACUGUGUGGCGGUUGGAAGUUCCCCUAGGUUUAAAGUGUAUGAUGUGGAUUUCGGGUUUGGUAAACCGGAAAGUGUUCGGAGCGGGGCGAAUAACCGGUUUGAUGGGAUGGUUUAUUUGUAUCCGGCUAAGGAGGGUGGAAGGGGGAUUGAUGUGGAGAUUAGUUUGGAGGCAGGUGCAAUGGAAAAUCUUGAGAAGGAUAAGGAGUUUCUAGUAAUUGAAGAGUAAAUUGGAAUCAAAGAUUGAUUUCAUGAAUAAUAAUAAUAAUAAUAAUAAUAAGUUGGUUUGGUUUGGUUUGAUUAUAGUACUAAAGCUAUUUGGUGUGUUGUUUUGGUUGUGUAUGUAGGUUGUGUUUGCUUGUUUGGGGAUGAACUAUGUUUUUUUAGUUUUAUAUUAGUUUUAGUGUGUGGUUAAGUUUGUAUUCAAAUUAUCUCUUCUAUUAUUUGAUUUAAUGUUAAGCUUUUUUUUUUUU
Molecule: messenger RNA, 1643 nt
Organism: Helianthus annuus (common sunflower)
Lineage: Eukaryota; Viridiplantae; Streptophyta; Magnoliopsida; Asterales; Asteraceae
Product: BAHD acyltransferase DCR
Exons: 2
Coding region: 71-1399 (442 amino acids)
Source: RefSeq, a predicted model, not a curated record